AUGGUCUCUACGCUCAUUCCUCCCAAGAUUGCCUCGCCCUCGGGCAUUGGUGCUUCGGCCGACGCAGCCCGCAUGCAGCGUGUCGUCUCCUUCUACGAGAGACUCCCUCGCGGUCCCGCUCCCGAGCACAAGCCUUCCGGCCUCCUCCAGAGAUACCAGCACCGCUACUUCAACGGCAAGAACCCUUCGGCCAUGCCCCUGGUUCACGUCAUUGGCACCAUGAUCCUCCUUGGUUACGCCCAGAACUACUACUUCCACUUGCGUCACCACAAGAACAACGCCCACUAA
Aureobasidium vineae is the source of this 288-nucleotide messenger RNA. NCBI's taxonomy places the organism in Eukaryota, Fungi, Ascomycota, Dothideomycetes, Dothideales, Saccotheciaceae. The record is from the annotation of a GenBank genome assembly.